This is a messenger RNA of Aspergillus niger, 96 nucleotides long. RefSeq lists its product as uncharacterized. The transcript has 3 exons. Bases 1 to 96 code for a protein of 31 amino acids. The record is from RefSeq and is a predicted model, not a curated record. Lineage: Eukaryota; Fungi; Ascomycota; Eurotiomycetes; Eurotiales; Aspergillaceae.
AUGGAGUUUAUCAACAAUCAGAAAAGGCGAAAGACUGGCUCCCUACCGGUCCUCAGGGAAUCUGCGGGUCAUGAUGGCCUUUUGGUCUUGCAUUAA